AUGGAAAGACGUGAUAGGGUACUACUUCCUUUGGUAAGAGGCGCAAUAAGACGCAUACCCAAUGUAGACGCUGUGGUCGAAGGGCCUAUCACAUACAAAAAAAGACAUGCUCUGCUUGUGGGUAUCCUUCAGCUCGAAUGCGGAAGUAUAACUGGUCACAGAAGGCGAUCUGCCGAAAUACAACUGGUACAGGACGCACAUCACAUCUUAGAAAAGUGCAUAGACGUUUCAAAUAUGGCUUCCGAUCUGGCCCGCCUAGGGCUAAGGCUAUCAAAUCGAACUAAUUUUCGUGUACCAAAUUUUGAUUCAUAG
Messenger RNA from Protopolystoma xenopodis, 312 nucleotides. Lineage: Eukaryota; Metazoa; Platyhelminthes; Monogenea; Polystomatidea; Polystomatidae. The record is from the annotation of a GenBank genome assembly.